Messenger RNA from Aspergillus welwitschiae, 1620 nucleotides. RefSeq names its product HNH endonuclease signature motif containing protein. The transcript has 3 exons. The record is from RefSeq and is a predicted model, not a curated record. NCBI's taxonomy places the organism in Eukaryota, Fungi, Ascomycota, Eurotiomycetes, Eurotiales, Aspergillaceae. Bases 375 to 1421 code for a protein of 348 amino acids.
CCAAACUAAAAAAGUUCAUUCGACAUCCUCCCUCUACUCAAACUCAUUACGAUCAUUAGAUUUAUCGAUUCAACUCCCAAAAUCGUUCAAGAUGGAUUCGCCAGGUGCCGAAUUUGCCGACAACGAGAGACGAGAGCUGAUGGCAGCUAUAACUCGCAAGAUACCCUUCCACUUAAAUGCACCCACCUCAUGGGCUUGUUUGUGGCUGUCCGAUAUGGAAAGGCUUAGAUAUCUUGCAGGUCUAGAGGCAAAAGACUUGUAUGAUAUACUGUAUGCCUAUGAUAAUUACAAACUAGUUCAGCAAUCGUGAUGUUGGACUGCAAUCGAGACUUUCAUCAGCAAUAUCAUCCCCAUCCCAUAAUCGAAAGCAAGGUAUGAUUGACUGCAAUGCAGUUGUUUCUGGUGCAGCCACAGAGCUCUAUUCGGCGACUAAGAUAUCGAAACCGAAAUUGGCAUUACAGACAGCUCUUUCAGACUCCGAGGAGCCCCGGGAAGUGAAAUCAUCUCCAAUGGAUAGCCCGUUUAGUACUCCUAUAAAUACUCCUAACAAGAACAAGCGUCCCGCUGCGUCGAUUGAGUCCCCAGUCCCAUCUAAAAGGUUGAGAAGAGACGAGGCAGCGAGAAAGAUUUGCAAGCAAAGAGAUGUCUCGUGUGUAAUCACACAGACACCGGGUGAUUAUUGUGACGUUGCGCAUGUUUACCCGUUUUCUUUACGGGAUAUAACAGUCGAGUCAACAAAAUUCUUCUGGAGCAAUAUGAAACGUUUCUGGUCCGAUGAGAGGGUCAAGAAAUGGAAAGACGCUGUCUUCUCCGGAGAAAUGGGCACGGAAGAGCCUGAAAACAUGAUGCUUCUCAAUCCUCUGGCCCAUCGUUUGCACACCAAGGGGUUGUUCGCCCUCGAGCCGGUCAGUAUGAGUGAUGAUCAGACCCGUCUUACACUGCGGAUAUGGUGGCUUAAACAGCAGCAACCCAACAAAGCCAUAACAUUGGGCAAUAUUCCAGACUUGCCAGGGGAUUAUAACCCCGAAGGAGCAGGUAUAUGCCUAUAUAAUUCCAUACGCCAACAAUGUCUUCGUUCCGGGGAGCAUAUUCAUCUUAUAACACCGGAUCCUAUUCUACUGCCACUACCGGAUACUACGAUAAUGGAAAUGCAAUGGAUCUUACAGAGGGUCACUGCAUUAAGUGGAGCUGCCGAGCCGCAGGAGCUGGAAGAGGAUGAUGAUGAUGAAGGUGAAGAUGAUUUUGGCCUCAGACCAAUCUCUCCUCCCCUCCACAUGCCGUCAUCUAGUCAGGUAUAUGAAUCCCAGUCCUCUCCGGCUUCGUCAGUCAGUCAGAAUGUCAGAGGGGGGAUGAAGUACUCCCUAUAUACUGCUCGUUCUAUGACAUCUAACGCUGAGAUCGAAGGAAUGGGUCAAGACUGAUAUCGCCAUCACUGAUAUGUACCAUCACCAAUCAUCAUGAUUUACAUCUCAAAUUGUACUGAAAGCAGAAGAACUAUGAGUAUAUGAAAAUGGUUUUUAUUCUUAUCUUAAAAAUUAAUAAAGAUUUAAUUCACCAUGAAACUUCUAAAUUAUUUAAUACAAUUGUUAGAGCAGGUCAGCCGGCUCGCUACAACCCAGC